AAAUUUUAAAUUAUAAGAUAUUUUUAUUAUUAGUUUAUUUAGUUAUUAACAAAUUAGUAAUCAAAGAUUUAAUACAACAACAAAAUACUAAUAACAAUACUAAUAAUGACUGACCAAAAGCUAACCGUACUGUUUGCACCGGCACAAGGUAUGGGCCAUAUCGGUGCCUGUCAUGGAUUAGCUGAACUGGUCCGAGACAGAGGCCAUAGAGUAGUAUUUGCAAUGGAUAUACAGUUCAAGGGUCGGCUCGCAAAAUACGGCUACGAAGAGGCAAUAUUGCAGACUAUUGGUCCGGAAACAUAUUCGGCAACCGAAGAGGAUCUGAUUGCCAAAUAUUUUGCAGACAAUAGCGGCGACAAUGAUGUCGUAAAACUGAAUGCAUUGGAUGUGGCCAAAGGUUUUUUCCAAUUAUUUGUCGAUAUGUUUGACGAUUGGAAAAAAUUGGAAACCAAUUAUCGAGCAGUGGUCGACACUGUUAGACCCGAUAUUAUUGUAUGCGAUACACAUAUAGCCUCACCGGCGCUUAUGAACAACAACAACGACAUUCCCUGGGUUUUGCUUAGUUCGUGCGCACCGUUAGAAAUAUAUAGUGCUAUUCACGGUCCCGAUAGGUUGCCACCUGCCUGGUCAGGUCUAUCAAUAAACGAUAGUAAAGAUAAAUGGCUUGAAUUUCAUGGACAGUCAGUUGAAUUGUUUGCCGACUUACGCCAGUCGAUCGAUAACUGGUAUUACGAUUUGUGUGGCAAACACUUGACUGAAGCGCAUGGAUUGCAGCCGUUGUCCAAACAUCUCAACAUAUAUAUGACACCCGAAGAACUUGAUUACAAACAAAUUGUCGGCGAACUGGACCACAAACUGUGGUUCGGUGUUAACGGUUUUGUGCGCCACACCACCAACAAUGAUAAGGUAUCGAUACCCGAUUGGCUUGUCCAACGUCCCGGAAAAUUAAUAUUACUGUCAAUGGGUUCGCUGCUAACCGGGAACCUGGAUCUCAUGAAACAUAUAACACAAUCAUUGGCCAAAUCCGAUCACAAGUUUAUCGUGUCGUUGGGUCGUCGACACCACAAUAAGUAUACACUGCCCGACAAUCAAUGGGGACAACCGUUUUUGCCGCAAACAUCACUAUUACCGCAAGUCGAUGCCUUCAUUACACACGGCGGCAACAAUUCUGUUACCGAAGGUUUUUAUUUUGGCAAACCGUUACUACUGUUGCCCGUAUGUGGCGACCAGUUUGACAAUGCACAGCGAUUGGUAGACACUAAACUCGGCUAUCGACUCGAUCUGGCCAAAUGUACGGCCAACGAGUUGAUAGCCGCUGUCGAUAUGUUGGCCAACGAUUGCCAAUUGAGUGAUCGUAUGAAAACUAUUGGCCAAAGAAUCAGAGCCAGUGAUGACAGGUGUAAAGUUGUCGACCGUAUUGAAUGUAUUGCCAGAAAUGGUGUUUAAAACAAAAUGUUUGUUUGUUUAUUAAUAGAUUAUAACUUAUAAAUUAAUGUAAUUAUAAAUAAUUAAAU
Messenger RNA from Oppia nitens, 1514 nucleotides. RefSeq lists its product as uncharacterized. Gene Ontology annotation, molecular function: UDP-glycosyltransferase activity. Bases 106 to 1446 code for a protein of 446 amino acids. The transcript has 2 exons. The record is from RefSeq and is a predicted model, not a curated record. NCBI's taxonomy places the organism in Eukaryota, Metazoa, Arthropoda, Arachnida, Sarcoptiformes, Oppiidae.